Bombina bombina (fire-bellied toad) is the source of this 3355-nucleotide messenger RNA. RefSeq names its product collagen type VIII alpha 2 chain (gene COL8A2). The coding region runs from base 222 to 2297 and encodes 691 amino acids. The record is from RefSeq and is a predicted model, not a curated record. Gene Ontology annotation, molecular function: protein binding. The transcript is spliced from 4 exons. Lineage: Eukaryota; Metazoa; Chordata; Amphibia; Anura; Bombinatoridae.
UUCGCCUGUGUGAGGCUGUGCACAGCUGGCUGCUUUACUGACUGCAAGGUGCUAGCAGUAGCUGUCUGCCCAUCAGAUCCAGCUGUUUCCCUAGGAGACAAGAAAAAGUUAUCUUCAUCCAGAAGCUGACAGAGGCUGGAAUCAAGAAGAGCAACCCCAAGCUAGGACAGGAAAAAAAGAACAGAAGAAAUCAACUGUAACAAGACCAGAUAGAAAUCAAGAUGCCGUUGGGACGUGGUACUUUGUUGCUGUUGGUGGCUGCGGUGGGAUCAGUAUCUGGUGGUGGACAUCCAGCAGCAGCAUACCCUCAAAUGAAAUACAUGAAUCCUAUGGUCAAGGGUCCCAUGGGUCCACCAUUUAGAGAGGGGAAAGGCCAAUAUCUAGAUAUGCUACCAAUGGAUCUAAAAGGAGAACCAGGACCACCUGGACAACCUGGCCCUAGAGGACCUUCUGGGCCACCAGGAGUACCAGGGAAACCAGGAGUUGGGAAACCUGGACUACAAGGGCAGCCUGGCCCUGCUGGCCCUCCUGGGUUUGCUAGCAUUGGCAAACCAGGUGUACCUGGAAUGCCUGGUAAAGCAGGUGGCAAAGGACAACCUGGCAUAAAAGGCGAGCCUGGAAUGAGAGGGGAUCAAGGACCAAGAGGAAUGCCAGGCACACCAGGUAUCCCUGGCCCAUCAGGCAUCUCUACUAAUGGAAAGCCUGGAACUCAGGGUAAUCCAGGCUUACCAGGUCCAAGGGGUGAGCCUGGGUUUAAGGGAGAGCCUGGAGUUAGGGGUGAUAAAGGUAUAAAGGGGGAGGCAGGCCUUGGUAAACCAGGGCUACCUGGGGUCAGAGGAGCUGGAGGGCCACCAGGACCAAUUGGCCUACCUGGCCCUGCCGGUAAUGGAAAACCAGGAAUUGAUGGACAACCAGGUGGUCCAGGAGACAAAGGAGAUGUGGGUCCACCUGGAGUGCCUGGAGUAGGUGGUCUCCCAGGCCCACAGGGUCCACCAGGAAAACCAGGGUUUGAUGGGAUUGGUAAACCAGGUUUAGAUGGAUUGCCUGGUUUACAGGGACCUUUAGGACCAAAAGGUGAGCCAGGAAUAAGAGGACUACCAGGGUUACCCGGGGCACCAGGAUAUGGAAAACCAGGUCUUCCUGGCUUAAAAGGCGAUCGUGGGCCAUCUGGUGUUCCAGGAGGAAUAGGAGAUAAGGGUGAACCAGGCAUUGAUGGGGAACAUGGGGAACAAGGACCACAGGGUGUUAUUGGCCCUCCAGGACUCCCGGGAUUAGUGGGAUUACCUGGAAAAAAUGGCCUGCCAGGUUUGAAAGGUGACAUUGGACCCAAUGGGGCACCAGGUGCACCUGGAAUCCCAGGUAAUUCAGGGCCCAAUGGCUUUUCAGGUAAGCCGGGUCUACCAGGUGAGAGAGGACUUCCAGGUCCUCAAGGUCUGCAAGGGCCAACUGGCCCCAAAGGGGAUGUUGGUCAUAUAGGGCUUCCUGGUGCACCAGGUCAGUUAGGAAGCAUAGGGCCAAAGGGAGAUGGAGGAAUGCCAGGACAACCAGGACCACGUGGCCCAGCAGGAAUUCCCGGAUUACAGGGGUCAUCAGGACCUAUUGGGCCCCAGGGGCUUAAGGGAAUGAAGGGGGAGCAUGGCCUACCAGGAAUGCCUGGCAAUGGAAUCAAUGGUGCACCAGGACCCAUUGGACCAAUUGGGCCACCAGGGGUUCAAGGUGUACCUGGUUUAAAUGGGCAACCAGGGCUGCCAGGUCCACCUGGCCCACCAGGGCCACCAGGUACCUUUAAUGAUGGGGGAAUUGCUGGACUUCACUUGCCAGAAGGAGGUGUAGAAGGGGCAGUCUUAGGAAAUGGUAAACCUGGAAAGCCACAGUUUGGCACUGGAGAACUGUCUGCAAAAAUAGCCCCAGCAUUCACUGCUAUACUCACAGCACCAUUUCCACCCUCCGGAAUGCCGAUUAAAUUUGACAGAACCUUGUAUAAUGGACAUAAUGGUUACAAUCCUGCUACAGGAAUGUUCACAUGUACAGUGCCAGGAGUUUACUACUUUGCCUAUCAUGUUCAUGUCAAGGGCACCAAUGUCUGGGUGGCAUUAUAUAAGAACAAUGUACCUGCAACCUACACUUAUGAUGAAUAUAAAAAAGGAUACAUGGAUCAGGCUUCCGGCAGUGCAGUUCUAGAACUUAAAGAGAAUGACCAGGUUUGGGUACAAAUGCCAUCAGAUCAAGCAAAUGGACUAUAUUCAACAGAGUACAUCCACUCUACUUUCUCUGGUUUCCUUCUUUGCCCUACAUAAUUAAGACAAGACAUACUCUCCACCUUUAGUCAUUAAAACAAUCUAAAACAACAUGCAAAAGGAAAAAAAAAUAUUCGUAUAUAUCCACUGGGGGGAAAAAGCACAGAGAGGACACAAGUACCUGCUUUUUUCCUAUUGAAAAAGAUAGUUCUGGAAUAAGACUUUUAUAUGCAUUGUUAAUGGCUCAGUGUGUAAAAGAAGUCACUUUUUAACUAGUGACAUGUAAAAGCAAAAUGUAAGAAAAAAUGUAAGACAACUAGUUCAUGCAACUUAAAUGUGUGUUCAACUCAAAUCAACUUUCAUAGUUCCUAAGAUUAUGUUUAUUGAUGUUUUUGUGUAUUUUUUUUGGUAAUUUAUCUAUAUCUUCUAUGAUGCUACUCUGUGUUAUUUUAGUUUUACAAACGUUUCACCUACACUAAGUAUAAUGAGGAAGUCCUAAUAGAUUUGCAAUGGUUUCUAACCUUGUUAAGAUAACAUACAUUUGUCAAGAAACAUGAUCUAUUUGUUGUUUUUAUGUAAUAAAUGUUUUUUUUUUUGUUUUUAAUUAAGCUUCCCUAUUUAAGGGUGAGGAAGCCAUUUUGAAAAUUGGGAUGUCAUAUAACUCCAUGUACUGCAAACAAAUUUAAGACAUUACAAUUUAACCAAGUCUCUUUCAAGUUUAGAUAUUAUCAUAAUGGGAAGGAAAGUAACAGCUAACAAGUACAUUUAUUUAGUCUAAAUGAAAUCUGAUGUCUUCAUAUACAUUUAGAACUAAAGAGCAUUCUGUGAUUUUGCAUCAUUACAUCCCUAUGUAAUGUAAUACUGACUUUCCCUAUCAAGUAAAUCAUUUGAAGGUGAAUUAAUUGAGAUGAGAGAACAUGAAAUGUUUUCUUCAAUCUGACAAUAUAUGAUUCCUAGCUGUAAUUGUUUUUCUAGGCUCAAUCCAAUUGAAGUUUUAUUCAGCUAGAUUAAUUGAAAACUGUGAAUGACCCAUACAAUAUAAUUUACUGUAAUUUCACAACCUACCGAGAAGAGUCCAGUUUCAUGAUUAAUAAAAAAGUUAAUUUCCCCCUUGAAAA